AUGGCUGAACAAGCAACAGAAGAAGAUAUCCUCCUUGCCAAGCGCAUCAUCUCAGCGGCGGAGCGUCAUGAUGUGCCAGCGUUGAACAUCCUGCUCAAGGAUGGCUCGGCAAACGUGCAAGAUCCCACAGCAACAGUAUCAACAUCACCGCUCCACGCGGCAAUCGCAGCGUGUGGCAAAGCCGAGGAUGGGAAAGAAGCCGGCGAUGCUGCGGUUCAGACCGUAGAGACCCUCCUACAGAAUGGUGCCAUCUGGAACGACCUUAACAAGGAGGACGAAACACCAGGAUGCAUUGCUCUCCGCCUAGGCCAAAAGAAGAUUUACGAGAUGAUGGUAGAAGCCGGUGUACGCGCCGAGAUUCUCUUUGCUCGGCUAGAAGCGCUCGGCAUGGGCGACAACGACGUAGAAGAGGAAGCCGAUGAGGAAGAAGACACGGAGCAACCGGCCGCCAAAAAGCAAAAAGUGUCUACCGAAGAUGCCAAAGCCGUGGAACAAGUCGUCGAAGAGAAAGUUCUCGACGACGUCUCCCUGGACAACAAAGCCUACAUCAGAAGCCAACUCCGCUACAAACCCGGCAUCUUGCUCGACGAAUCCGAUAAUGCCGUUAUGAUGGACUGGGAAACUGAAAUCAUGCAACGCCAUGCCGAGACUCUGAUUCCUAAGAAGGGACUCCGCACCAUGAAUGUAGGCCACGGAAUGGGUAUUGUGGAUACUGCUAUCCUCACGCACGACCCGGCGGAACACCACAUUGUUGAGGCGCAUCCACAGGUGCACCAGCGCCUCCGUGAGCAAGGCUGGUACGACAAGCCCAAUGUCAAGAUUCAUGAGGGACGGUGGCAAGACGUCCUGCCCAAGUUGGUGGAGCAGGGUGUUGUGCUAGAUGCGAUUUACUACGAUACUUUUGCCGAAGACUACAAGGCGCUCAAGGAGUUCUUCGCUGAGUAUGUGGUGGCGCUGCUGGCCAAGGAUGGCAAGUUUGGCUGGUACAAUGGGCUUGGUGCUGAUCGCCAGAUCUGCUAUGAUGUUUACACAAAGGUUGCUGAGAUGGACCUGUACGAGGCGGGUUUCGAUACUGAGUGGGAGGAGAUUAACGUGCCGUCUGGUCUGCACGGAAGUGAUCAGUGGGAGGGAACGAGGAGGCCAUACUGGACGAUUGACGUUUACAGGUUGCCUGUGAACACUUUCGUCAAGUAA
Messenger RNA from Alternaria atra, 1194 nucleotides. RefSeq lists its product as uncharacterized. Lineage: Eukaryota; Fungi; Ascomycota; Dothideomycetes; Pleosporales; Pleosporaceae. The record is from RefSeq and is a predicted model, not a curated record. Gene Ontology annotation, molecular function: protein arginine N5-methyltransferase activity. Gene Ontology annotation, cellular component: cytoplasm; nucleus. The transcript has 2 exons. Gene Ontology annotation, biological process: peptidyl-arginine methylation. Bases 1 to 1194 code for a protein of 397 amino acids.